Messenger RNA from Pomacea canaliculata, 1107 nucleotides. Its product is annotated as lipoxygenase homology domain-containing protein 1-like. Gene Ontology annotation, molecular function: protein binding. The record is from RefSeq and is a predicted model, not a curated record. The transcript has 3 exons. Lineage: Eukaryota; Metazoa; Mollusca; Gastropoda; Architaenioglossa; Ampullariidae. Bases 91 to 423 code for a protein of 110 amino acids.
CCUUGCGACGAGUAGCGACGCGCGAUAAUCACAAACUGUCUUUACAACAUUUCUACACAUACAGUCGCUUGCGGCUGUUGAGUCAGCGGAAUGUGGCGUUUCGUCUUUGUGCUCCUGCUUCUUGGAGGUUGUGGUGCCCAUGGGGCCAGAUGGGAGAUUAUAAUUCAUACAUCUGACAAAGAAGGCGCGGGUACAGACUCCGAUAUCUAUAUUACUCUCCAUGGAUCUCGCGGAUCUUCCGCAGAAAUAAGUUUGGGCAAUGCUGACAAAAACUACUUUGAGAGAAAUCAGAUAGACAGAUUCUUUGUUACAACUGACGACAUUGGUGAUGUGUGCUCACUGACCAUUAGGUCUGCCGAUUUUGGUUCAGGGAAGAAUAAUGCAGAGGUUUUGGUGCGACUGCUUGUUAUCAGGGAAAACUGAAUAUCAGAAGGAAAUCUAUCCCGAUGUCCCAUGCUCCAGGCUGCAGUAAAAAGUAUAUCCUAGUUACCUAUCCGAGUAUAUCAGAAAUAUAUUAUGUUUACACUGUUUGUUGAAACGACAAAAUUUGUUGCUAUGUGUGUUUCAAACCCGGUAUAUUGUACAUCUUGUAGAAUAGUGUAGAACUCUAAACUAAUUUCUGCGUGAGUAAAAUAGAUAUCGGAGUCUGUUUCCGCGUCUUGUAUGUCCGAUGUACGAAUUAUAAUCUCCCAAUCGACACCUAGGGAAAUAAAACACACCAAAGAAUAUGCUAAAAGUCCAUCUUUCCGUAUCGUUUCAUUUACUGUUCAAGAGUAUAGCUUCAGACGUUCCACUCCUAACAAAGACAUUGUUUGCUCUAGAAAUAUAAAACACACCAACAAAUUCGUUGCAUGAAGUAUUUAUCUUUUUCUAGUCUUUUGUAUUUUUCUAAUCUUCUGUUUUAUUCUUAACAAAAAUAUUUCUGUCUGUGUACUGUAAGUGUUUUGUGUAUUCUCAAUGUACAUUACAAUCACUGUUACCUUGAACACCGAAACCUUGAAUGAAGCAGAGCAGAAAGACGAGAGGCCACAUCCUGUUGCUCCCACUCGAUGCCAGCGGCUCCACUUGUGGAAACUUUCUAAAGACAGUCUGUGAUAACGAAUAUAU